CCCUGUUCAGUUCCUCAAGCCCCGCUCCACUCUCACCCCACCCCCAGGUGAAAAGCAUGGCGCUCCACCUGCUUCUGGGCCAACGGUUGGAUACGCCCCGCAAGCUCCGCUUCCCUGGGCGUUUCCUGGACGACAUCGCGGCCCUCGUGGGCUCUGUGGGCCUGGAAGUCAUCACCCGGCUAUACAAGGAUGCAGAGCUGGCCGAGCGCCUGAACGCCAGCCUGGCCUUCUUCCUCAGCGAUCUGCUGUCCCUGGUGGACCGCGGCUUCAUCUUCAGCCUGGUGCGGGCCCACUACAAGCAGGUGGCCACACGGCUGCAGUCGGCCCCCAACCCGGCAUUGCUGCUGACCCUACGCAUGGACUUCACCCGCAUCCUGUGCAGCCACGAGCACUACGUGACCCUCAACCUCCCCUGCUGCCCCCUGUCGCCCCCAGCCUCGCCCUCACCCUCUGUAUCCUCCACCACUUCCCAGAGCUCCACCUUCUCCAGCCAGGCCCCGGACCCCAAGGUAACCAGCAUGUUCGAGCUGAGUGGGCCGUUCCGACAACAGCACUUCCUGGCUGGGCUCCUGCUGACAGAAUUGGCGCUGGCCCUGGAGCCCGAGGCCGAGGGGGCAUUCCUGCUGCACAAGAAGGCCAUCAGCGCCGUGCACAGUCUGCUCUGUGGCCACGAUGCGGACCCCCGCUACGCUGAGGCUGCUGUGAAGGCCCGUGUGGCCGAGCUGUACCUGCCGCUGCUGUCUCUCGCACGGGACACGCUGCCACGCCUGCAUGAUUUUGCUGAGGGCCCAGGUCAACGGUCAAGACUGGCCUCGAUGCUCGACUCAGACACAGAAGGGGAAGGGGACAUCGGAGGCACCAUCAACCCCUCAGUGGCCAUGGCCAUCGCUGGUGGCCCCCUAGCCCCUGGCUCCCGGGCCAGCAUCUCUCAGGGCCCAGUGGCAGUGAGUAUGGCGCUGGUCCCCAGAGACACCAUCCAACCUGGUAAUAGAAAUUACGUAGGAUAUCUUGGGGCGCCUGGGUGGCUCAGUUGGUUAAGCGACUGCCUUCGGCUCAGGUCAUGA
Leptonychotes weddellii (Weddell seal) is the source of this 1064-nucleotide messenger RNA. NCBI's taxonomy places the organism in Eukaryota, Metazoa, Chordata, Mammalia, Carnivora, Phocidae. The record is from RefSeq and is a predicted model, not a curated record.